AUGGAUAAAGCCACCAAGAGAUCCGUGGAUGACACAUACAACGAGAUCGACUAUACCCUCCCUGACUCGAAGCGGUUGAGACCGGGUAUUGACAACGAUCGUAACAAUGCUUUCCCGCAAGACCGGACAGAAUCAGUACUGUCAUGCGAAGACUACACUAUCGCUUGGGUCUGCGCACUUCACAUCGAGAUGGCUGCGGCUGAAGCUAUGUUGAGCAACAUUCACGAGAGCCUACCGACACAUAUCGAUGAUACUAAUACAUAUACCUUCGGGAGUAUUGGCAUGCACAACGUCAUCAUUGCAUGCCUUCCAUCAGGGCACUAUGGAACUAACAACGCGGCAACUGUAGCGAACAAUAUUCGCAGAAGUUUCCCUUCUAUACGACUGAGGCUUAUGGUUGGAAUAGGUGGCGGAGUCCCUGGCAAGGCUGACGUGCGUCUGGGAGACGUGGUAGUUAGCGAUCAAGUUAUUCAGUACGACUUCGGCAAAACUGUUGACGGCGGCCAGUUCAUACCCACAAGCAUUCCAUAUAGACCGCCUCAGGAUGUUAUGACGGCCGUCUCCAAGCUACGCGCAAGUCAUGAGCAAGACGGCAGUCGAAUUUCGACCAUCCUCGCCGAUAUGCUCUCACGAAAACCAGCAAUGACCGCUUAUGCUUAUCCGAGCAGGCUUGAGGAUUUGUUAUUUGACGGUGGAUAUGACCACUCUCAAUCGACGGAGGAUUGCAAGCAUUGCGAUCGAUCGAAGUUGGUAGCGCGCGACUGUCGACCGGACAACAGCCCAAAGAUUCACUACGGACUCAUUGCUUCUGGAAAUCAGGUUAUGAAGCAUGGAAAGACACGGGACAAGGUGUCUCGGGACCAGAACGCUCACGGCCCUGGCGUUCUUUGUUUUGAAAUGGAAGCGGCAGGGUUGGCGGAUAGUUUUCCGUGUCUUGUUGUUCGUGGAAUCUGCGACUAUUCAGACUCGCAUAAAAACAAGGGAUGGCAACGAUAUGCAGCCGCAGCAGCGGCAGCAUACGCCAAAGAACUCCUUCAUGUUAUACCUGCCGUCAAUAUGCGAAGGACUUCGGCGGUGACUGCUGUUGGCAAGUAUUACACAACCGGUCAAAGGACAUGCUUUUCUGACAACCCCGCAGAACAGAUAUCAUCGCGAGAGCAUCGGAAAGUUAUAUUAGACUCUCUGAGGUUUGAACAGAUCGACUCUCGACACUCAAACAUAAAGGCGGUUUAUUCUAAAACCUGCAAGUGGCUGCUCCAGCAUCCUGACUACACAGAUUGGCUGGACCAGGACAAGUUCAAUAGCCAUCACGGCUUCCUAUGGAUCAAUGGAAAGCCUGGAUCAGGAAAGUCAAGUUUGAUGAAAUUUGCUUUCACUAAUGCACAACGCAACACUGGUAUAAAUGCGGCCACUGUCUCGUUCUUCUUCAAUGCUAGAGGAGAUACCCUUGAGAAGACGACCGCAGGAAUGCUCCGUUCCAUUCUACUCCAGGUUCUUGAGAAGCUCCCGGACCUCCAAGAUGUACUCGAUGGCAUAAAACGUGUGCCUCAGAAUCAGACUGGCUCCACUAUGUGGGAAGUGGAGGUGCUUCAACGGCUUUUCUCCUCUGCAGUCUCACGACUCAACAAACGACGCGUCACCUGCUUUAUUGAUGCUCUGGACGAGUGCAAUGAGCGCGAAGUACGAGCUAUGGUGGAUUUCUUCGAGGCUUUGGGAAAUGAGGCCAGUGAACUUAAGAACAGGCUCUACAUCUGUUUCUCCAGCCGUCAUUACCCAUAUAUCGAUAUCCAGCACGGGAAGCAAUUGAUCCUUGAAGACCAACCAGACCAUGGCGAAGAUCUAAAGAGAUAUGUUGAAGGUCGAUUGAGAACAGGAAAUGGACCGUUGGUCGAAGAAAUCAGGAACAAGAUACUCGAGAAAGCGGCCGGCGUUUUCAUGUGGACAGUUCUCGUCGUCGAUAUUCUCAACAAAGAGUUUGAACGAGGACGCAUCUUUGCAGUCAAAUCCAGACUGCAAGAAAUUCCCAGCCAGUUAAGCGAAUUGUUUAAAGACAUGUUGAGGAGGGAUAACGACAAUAUGGCCGAGCUGCUGCUGUGUAUACAGUGGAUACUUUAUGCAAAGCGGCCCUUGAAGCAUGAAGAAUUCUACUUCGCAGUGGUCUCCGGCGUAUCUUCCGAGGCUUUGGCCGAAUGGAAUCCGGAAUACAUCGGCACAGACGACAUGGGACGUUUUGUGCUGAGCUCUUCCAAAGGACUUGCAGAGGUUACAAGAUCUAAAAGCAAAACGGUCCAGUUCAUCCACGAAUCGGUGCGAGACUUUUUGAUCAAGGAUAAUGGCCUCCGUGAUCUAUGGCAUGAGCUCGGAGAAAACGUUGAAAGCUUAAGCCACGAUCGACUGAAGCAGUGCUGCCUUGCCUAUAUCAGUGUUGACACGUCAGGGUCCUUACCAAGCAGUAGCUCACCUACAAGCAUGACGCUUCCCAAAGCAUCAUCGAAUGAAGCGAAAACUAUGCGAGAGUCGGUUUCGGCAAAGUUUCCUUUCCUGGAAUACGCUGUCCACCAGGUCUUCUAUCAUGCCAAUGAAGCAGCGGCUGGGUUACAGCAAAGCACUUUUCUGGACAAGUUUCCUCUUCAAGCUUGGAUCAAUCUUGAUAACCAACUUGAAAAACACAAAAUCCGCCGUCAUACGCCAAGUGCAACUCUUCUGUAUUUGUUUGCUGAGAAGAACUGGACAAGGCUAAUGUCAACGCAAUUGGACCGUGAUCCUCGAAUCGGUUUACAGGGAGAGCGGUAUCGAUAUCCACUUUUCGCUGCCAUUGCCAAUGGACAUUGCAAUGCGGUUGAAGAAAUACUGCAGCACGGCACGAGUUUCCCGACAGAUGUUGAUAUUUCUCUGCAGAUAGAGGAUGGGCGAAAUUUUGUGGUUCCGAAAGACAAGGCCCUACUCUCAUGGGCUGCACACAAGGGAGGUGAGGGUAUGGUGAAGCUACUUCUCGCCACAACCGCGGUCAACGUCGAUGCCAAAGACCGUAGCGGUAAUACAACACUCUUAUGGGCAGCGAAAAACGGACAUGAAAAUAUUGCAAGGCUGCUACUCGACACAAACAAGGUUGAUGUCAACAUAAAAAAUAACAGCAAUCAGACACCGCUUUUGUGGGCUGUAAGACAAGGCCAUGAGGGUGUCGCGAAGCUACUUCUCGCCGAAGCUGCAGUUGACGUUAGUAUCAAAGACGAAAGCGGUGAUACAUUACUCUUUUGUGCUGUAAAAAGUGGGCAUGAGGGUGUUGUAAAGUUGCUUCUCGCCAGAGACCCAAUCGAUAUCAAUAUGAAAGACAACAACGGCGAUACAAUACUCUGGUGUGCUGCAAAGCAUGGGCAUGAGGGCGUUGUAAAAUUGCUUCUUGCUAAAGAUGCAAUUGAUGUCAAUAUGAAAGACAACAACGGCGAUACAAUACUCUGGUGUGCUGCGAAGCAUGGGCAUGAGGGUGUUAUAAAAUUGCUUUCCGACACAAACAGGGUCGAUUUCAAUAUGAGAGACAGUAACGGCCAGACAUUACUAUGUUGGGCUGUAGAAAACAUGCAUGAGAGGAUUGUCCAGGUGCUGCUUGAUACUGAUCGAGUUGACCCAAACGCUGAAGAUAAGUACGGGCACACGCCGCUAUUAUUGAGUUUUCGAGCAGCGAAGGCUCUACAGAUACCACCGCUGAUUAAGCCCCGUAUGCCAACACAUUUUCAAAGUACAGCUCUUGAAGAUUACCAGAUGCAACUUAUACUUCUUGAGCAGCAAAACAGAAAGCGGACACUGAUGGCGCGGCCCCAAAUAGUUGUUCUCCGAAUGCUGCUCAAUAACGAUCGAGUCGACACAGACGUUGAAGAUGAGAACGGAUGGACGCUGCUGUCGUGGGCGGCAAAGCAUGGUCACGAGAUAAUUGUCGAGCAGCUACAGAAGCGUUCAUGA
Messenger RNA from Diaporthe amygdali, 3957 nucleotides. RefSeq lists its product as uncharacterized. The transcript has a single exon. Lineage: Eukaryota; Fungi; Ascomycota; Sordariomycetes; Diaporthales; Diaporthaceae. Gene Ontology annotation, biological process: nucleoside metabolic process. The coding region runs from base 1 to 3957 and encodes 1318 amino acids. The record is from RefSeq and is a predicted model, not a curated record. Gene Ontology annotation, molecular function: catalytic activity; protein binding.